CGGCGGGUCCUGGAGGCCCCAGCUCCAGGCCCGCCCUCGGCCGCCCGCGGCCCCUCCCUCGCCCUCCGCGCACAGCCUUUCAGUGCAGAGUAGUGACUAAACAUUACAAGAAGACCGGCCGCGCUGUUCCAGGAAUCGGGGGGCGGGGCGUGCUGGCCGGGUAAAUACCCGCGCGCGCGGCCUCCGCGGCGGCUCUAACUCCGACUCUACACUCGCCUGCUCUUGUCACCGCCGUCUCUCCGGGCUCCCGGACGCCCCCUGCCCGGCCCAGCUCUCCGUCGAGGUCCCUCGCCCAGGUCCUUUGCCUGAUUCACCCUGGAGCGCGCCUGAUCGGCCCGGGAGCAGCGAAGGCAGAGUGGGCGCACGCACGGGGAGCCCCUUUGUAGACUUCACGGCUGCCAACAUCUGGGCGCAGCGCGAGCCACUGCUGGCCGCCGCCUAGCCUCGGGGACCAUAGGAGGCGCAGCCCCAAGGCCGGAGACUUCGCUUCGGGACUAGCCCCCCGGGAUGCGGUAGCGGCCGCUGUGCGGAGGCCGCGAAGCAGCUGCAGCCAACGCCGCGCAGAUCCACGCUGGCUCCGUGCGCCAUGGUCACCCACAGCAAGUUUCCCGCCGCCGGGAUGAGCCGCCCCCUGGACACUAGCCUGCGCCUCAAGACCUUCAGCUCCAAGAGCGAGUACCAGCUGGUGGUGAACGCCGUGCGCAAGCUGCAGGAAAGCGGAUUCUACUGGAGCGCCGUGACCGGCGGCGAGGCGAACCUGCUGCUCAGCGCCGAGCCCGCGGGCACCUUUCUUAUCCGCGACAGCUCGGACCAGCGCCACUUCUUCACGCUGAGCGUCAAGACCCAGUCGGGGACCAAGAAUCUACGCAUCCAGUGCGAGGGGGGCAGCUUUUCGCUGCAGAGUGACCCCCGGAGCACGCAGCCAGUGCCCCGCUUCGAUUGUGUACUGAAGCUGGUGCACCACUACAUGCCGCCCCCAGGGACCCCCUCCUUCUCUUUGCCACCCACGGAACCCUCCUCUGAGGUUCCGGAGCAGCCACCUGCCCAGGCACUCCCCGGGAGUACCCCCAAGAGAGCUUACUACAUCUAUUCUGGGGGCGAGAAGAUUCCGCUGGUACUGAGCCGACCUCUCUCUUCCAAUGUGGCUACUCUCCAGCAUCUUUGUCGGAAGACUGUCAACGGCCACCUGGACUCCUAUGAGAAAGUGACCCAGCUGCCUGGACCCAUUCGGGAGUUCCUGGACCAGUAUGAUGCUCCACUUUAAAGAGCAAAAGAGUCAGAGGGGUACCUGGGUCGGUCGCCUCUCCUCUGAGGCACAUGGCACAAGCACAAAAAUCCAGCCCUGAUGGUCGGUAGCUCCCAGUGAGCCAGGAGCAGAUAGGCUUCUUCCUCAGGCCCUCCACUCCGCAGAGUGGAGCAGGCAGGACCUGGAAUUCGUCUGAGGGGAGGGGUAGUUGCCACCUGCUUUUCCCUCCCCCAGCUUCAACUUCUCUCAAGUGGAGCCAGCCGGCCCGGUGGGACAAUAGCAUUGACAAGCAGACUCUUCUCUCCCCUUCCCUUCCUCCACACACCCUCUGCUUCCCAAGGGAGAUGGGGACACCUCCCAAGUGUUGAACUUAAGAGAACUGCAGGGGAGUCUUCAAACUUUCCCGCCUGCCGGAACUUGUUUGCGCUUUGAUUUGGUUUGAUCGUGAGCAGGAGCCAGGCCUGGGGGAAAGAUGGAAGAGAAAAGGGUGUGUGAAGGGUUUUCUGGCUGGCCAAAGAAAUAGCCACUCCUACUGCCCAGCCUAGGUGAGGAGUGGUGGCAGCUGGCUCUGGGGAGAGAGGCAAGGGGUGACCUGAAGAGAGGUGCCAGGCUCCUCUCCCACGGGGCAGCUAAUGAAAACCUCCCAGAUCCCAAAGUCCUCUGGCACCCCAGAACCCUCGCCAUUGUGAAGAGGCAGUAGCAUUUAGAGGGGAGAUGGAUGGGGAUGGGGCUGGUGAGUUGGCCACCUUUUCCAACACCAAAGGGAGGCAGGUCAACAGCCAUCUUGGAGCCCAGGUUUCCUUUGAGCAGAUGGAAGGUUCUGCUUUGUUUCUCCUAAGUCGGGCUAGGAGACUUGCCUUAAAUGCCCUCUGUCCCAUGGAUGGGGAUUGGCACACAAGGAGCCAAACACAGCCAAUAGGCAGAGAGUUGAGGAAUUCACCCAGGUGGUUGCAGGCCAGGGGAAGUGGCUGCAGGGAGGAGACCCAGUCACUCAGGAGACUCCUGAGUUAGCGCUGGGAAGACAUUGGCCAGUCCUAGGCAUCUCUGGUUCAGUAUGGUCAGUAGGUCCGAGGGCCUCCAGGCCCUGCACAGCCCUCACCUGGGGGAGGCGGGAGGUGAUGGAGAAGCCUUCACAGGCCGCUCACAGUGGCUUCACAGGAAUGCAGCAGCCAUGGAAUUACCUGGAACUGGUCCUGUUUUGGGGAGAAACAGUUUUCUGAGUCAGGUAUGGGGCUGGGUGGGGCAGCCUUGUGUUGGGGUGGCUUUUUUCUCUCUGUUGUUUUGAAUAAUGUUUACAAUUUGCCUCAAUCACUUUUAUAAGAAUCCACCCCCAGCCCGCCCCUCUCCCCACUCAGGCCUUCUUCGAGGCUGUCUGAAGAUGCUUGAAAAACUCAACCAAAUCCCAGUUCAACUCAGACUUUGCACAUAUAUUUAUAUUUAUACUCAGAAAAGAAACAUUUCAGUAAUUUAUAAUAAAGAGCACUAUUUUUUAAUGAAAAAAAAAAAAAAAAAAAAAA
This is a messenger RNA of Arvicanthis niloticus (Nile rat), 2763 nucleotides long. It is a transcript of the gene Socs3, whose product is annotated as suppressor of cytokine signaling 3. Gene Ontology annotation, biological process: intracellular signal transduction; phosphatidylinositol phosphate biosynthetic process. Gene Ontology annotation, cellular component: phosphatidylinositol 3-kinase complex. Lineage: Eukaryota; Metazoa; Chordata; Mammalia; Rodentia; Muridae. Gene Ontology annotation, molecular function: 1-phosphatidylinositol-3-kinase regulator activity. The record is from RefSeq and is a predicted model, not a curated record.